This is a messenger RNA of Egretta garzetta (little egret), 852 nucleotides long. It is a transcript of the gene SRPX2, whose product is annotated as sushi repeat containing protein X-linked 2. The transcript is spliced from 6 exons. NCBI's taxonomy places the organism in Eukaryota, Metazoa, Chordata, Aves, Pelecaniformes, Ardeidae. The annotation marks the transcript as partial. The record is from RefSeq and is a predicted model, not a curated record.
UUGGAAGAACCCCCCCCCGAGCCUGCCCUGGACUACCACCGAGUGCCCCAGUGGUGCGCCACGCUCAACAUCCACCGUGGAGAGGCCACUUGCUACUCGCCCCGGGGGGGCUCCUACCGCAGCAGCCUGGGGACACGCUGCGAGCUGAGCUGCGCCCGUGGGUACCGGCUGGGGGGGCCCAGCGCCGUCCAGUGCCUGCCCAGCCGCCACUGGUCCGGGAUGGCGUCCUGCCGACAAAUCCGGUGCCACGUGCUGCCGGCGGGGCUGCGGGGCUCCUACACGUGCUCAGCCGGCGUGCAGAUGAAUCCCCGCUGCGACUACCCCUGCCUGCCCGGCUACCAGCUGGAGGGUGACCGGAGCCGCAUCUGCAUGGAGGAUGGGCGCCGGAGCGGGAGCGAGCCAGUCUGUGUAGAUAUGGAGCCUCCCAAGAUCCGCUGCCCAGACUCCCGGGAGCGGAUAGCCGAGCCGGGCAAGCUGACCGCCAUCGUCUACUGGGACCCCCCCCGCGUGAAGGACUCCGCCGACGGCGUCAUCAAGAGGGUGAUGCUGCGGGGCCCGGAGCCCGGCUCCGAAUUCCCUGAAGGAGAGCACGUGAUCCGCUACACCGCCCACGACCAGGCCUACAACCGAGCCAGCUGCAAGUUCAGCAUCCGCGUCCAAGGUGAAGUGGGGCAGUUCCUACACCUCACCCGCUCCCACUUCAACGCGGUGCUGCUGGACAAGGCGGGCGCUGCCCGCGAGCGCUACAUCUCCCCCGUCAGCCCCGAUGAGCUCUUCGUCUUCAUCGACACCUACCUGCUGAGCGAGCGGGAGGCAGCGCGGCGGGCGCAGAGCGGGGACCCCUGCGAGUGA